Naegleria lovaniensis is the source of this 327-nucleotide messenger RNA. RefSeq lists its product as uncharacterized. The coding region runs from base 1 to 327 and encodes 108 amino acids. Gene Ontology annotation, cellular component: membrane. The record is from RefSeq and is a predicted model, not a curated record. Lineage: Eukaryota; Heterolobosea; Eutetramitea; Acrasida; Naegleriidae. The transcript is spliced from 2 exons.
AUGACAGGUUCACAGCACAUUUCGAACACAAUGGCUCUUCUCCUCUCCGUUGGUGGAGUUGCAGCUUACUACAACAAGAGAUCUAAACCUUCCUUGAUUGCAGGUUUGGCUCUCGGAAGUGCUUUUGCAGUCUCCUCUUAUCUCAUCUCGCAACAAAAGCAUUUUGAAGGUCAUGUACUAGCAAGUGCCUCUUCCAUUGCAUUGCUCGGAGCUGGUGUGAGUCGUUAUUUCAAGGCAAGUAACAAGACCAUUCCACUCACACUCAUUGUUUUGGGUGCUCUAUCCAGCUAUUAUCAAAUUAACAAAGCAAUGGAAUGGAAGCAAUAA